AUGAACCUGAUGAUUGGCGACGUGGUGGCCAUCCCCUUCGGCACGCGUGGCACGGUGCUGGGCCCGAGGCCUGAAGGACGGAUCGAGGUGAGCUUUGAGGAGAGCAGCGCGGAACCGGCGAAGAAUUUGAACGUCCAAAGCUUCGAGAUCCAACCCGCCAAAGAACUGCUAG
Cladocopium goreaui is the source of this 172-nucleotide messenger RNA. The record is from the annotation of a GenBank genome assembly. Lineage: Eukaryota; Dinophyceae; Suessiales; Symbiodiniaceae.